AUGGCAUCCAAGGACAACGCGAAUCCCAUCAUCUACACCCCCUCGUCGUCGUCGCAGCUCGCCUCGAACCGCGACUCGGCCCACGCGGCAGCAGCGGGCGCGCAAGAGUGGUGGCGCGAUCCCUCGGUCCACUCGUCGGCCUCCUCGUCGGCGGCCCUCGCAAACGACACCCUCGCCUUCAGCGUCGAUAGCCCAAAUGAUGACGAUGACGCCGACGACGACGAUGAUGUUGACGACGGCAAUGGCCUGCACGGCGACGACCUCGACCACGGCAUCGUCUCCGGCGCACCACCGCGAAACACGGGCGAUCACAUCCAGCUACCAGAGUCGGUCGGCGGCAAACUCGGAACCGGCCUCGACACGGCGGCUGCGGCCAGAAACCACGAAGAGCUCAUCGACAGCCAGGAAGUCUAUGACCUGAUCCGCUCCAUCACCGAUCCAGAGCACCCGCUCACCCUCGAACAGCUCGCCGUCGUCAACGCUUCGCACAUUGUCGUGGAACAGGGAGACGCUGCCGCCAACAAGCUGCCCCACGUCCUCCUCGAGUUUACUCCGACCAUCCCGCACUGCUCUAUGGCCACCCUCAUCGGCCUCUCUCUGCGCGUCCGUCUGCUGCGCGCGCUGCCUCCGCGGUUUAAGGUCGACAUCCGCGUGCGGCCGGGGACGCACCAGUCCGAGAACGCCGUCAACAAGCAGCUCAACGACAAGGAGCGCGUGGCGGCCGCCCUCGAGAACGCGCACCUCCUCGACGUCGUCCAGGGCUGCCUGGCCAGCGCCGCCAGGAGAGGCAAGACCGAGGACGACGUGCGCAGGGAGCUCGACCAGGGCGGCGCGGGUCCCGGGCACGAGGUGUGGAAGACGGUGGAAGAGGUGGCAAAGCGCCUCGGCGUCGAGGCCUAG
Molecule: messenger RNA, 900 nt
Organism: Pseudozyma flocculosa PF-1
Lineage: Eukaryota; Fungi; Basidiomycota; Ustilaginomycetes; Ustilaginales; Ustilaginaceae
Exons: 3
Coding region: 1-900 (299 amino acids)
Biological process (GO): iron-sulfur cluster assembly
Source: RefSeq, a predicted model, not a curated record